AUGAAUCCUCUCACAAUGAAGCUGUACCUUCUGUUCUUGGGCCUGCUGGUCGCCUUGGUGACUGCGGUCGCCAUUCCUGACCCUGACAAAGAGGCCUCUGGUUCUAUUGACUCCACUUCCGAAGUUGCCAAUGUUUUGUACCCUGGCCAGCCUUGCAAGUACAACUGGGAGUGUCCCUCCAGUGAGCAUUGCUCUAAGAAAGGGCGUUGCACCCUCAAUGAAGGUAGAUGCCUGAAGGACAAAGACUGUCCCAAGUACAUGGUGUGCUCUGACACUCACUGCUUCCCUCAUUCCCGGAAUGAUCGUCGUGACUCCGAUGAUUCCACUGGCUCUGAUGAGGCUGAGGUUGUCCCCGACAUCCAGCUCAAGGCUCCAUGUGUCAACAACACUGAUUGUUCCUCGAAUGAGGUCUGUUCUCAUGGCCACUGUACCCUCAAGACUGGCAGAUGUUGGGAAAACCGUGAUUGCAACCGUCGUCAGCACUGCAUCAAUACGUUCUGCUAUCCUCCUGAUGAUUUGCGUCGCCGCGGCUCGGGUGAUGAGCUUGCUGAUACCAGUAAUGGCCCCAUUCCCACUCCUGCUCCCGUUGACGGUUCCGGCGAGACUGAGGUCGAUGAGACCGAUGCUGAGACUGCCGACAACAUGGACGUGACUCCCUUCGAGCAGGACACCUUGUUGGGUCUGGUCAAGACCGCGGCAAACAAGAGUGGCAACAAGUGCCGUCGUCGUUGCAGGUACCACACUGAUUGCUGUCCUAAGGACCUUUGCUGGAACAUGCGCGUUUGUCUUGGUCCUCACUGAUGGGUUGAAUGAUCUCUUGUUUGUUGAAUUCUUGCCUGACAUGGCUUUGGGGUUUAGUCCUCUUUCUCAACGACCUUUAUGAUUUUUCUGUGUUUUUUUUUUAUCUAAGCUGCGACCGAUUAUGGACCUGUGCUUUGUGUAGCGUG
Aspergillus steynii IBT 23096 is the source of this 947-nucleotide messenger RNA. RefSeq lists its product as uncharacterized. The record is from RefSeq and is a predicted model, not a curated record. NCBI's taxonomy places the organism in Eukaryota, Fungi, Ascomycota, Eurotiomycetes, Eurotiales, Aspergillaceae. Bases 1 to 801 code for a protein of 266 amino acids. The transcript has 5 exons.